This is a messenger RNA of Colletotrichum acutatum, 1889 nucleotides long. RefSeq names its product concanavalin A-like lectin/glucanase domain-containing protein. Lineage: Eukaryota; Fungi; Ascomycota; Sordariomycetes; Glomerellales; Glomerellaceae. The record is from RefSeq and is a predicted model, not a curated record. Gene Ontology annotation, biological process: carbohydrate metabolic process; cell wall organization. The transcript is spliced from 3 exons. Gene Ontology annotation, molecular function: hydrolase activity, hydrolyzing O-glycosyl compounds; chitin binding. The coding region runs from base 410 to 1777 and encodes 455 amino acids. Gene Ontology annotation, cellular component: cell wall.
ACCCACGCCGACUCGAGUCAAUCACGAAGCCGGGAUCCCCAGAUUAUCAGCCAAACUCUGUUUUUUAAUCCUCCGAACAUCAACAACUUCGAUUUCGAAUUCGAUCUCGACCCGGUUAUUCGGACGAGCCUUGUACAACCACUUUCCGCCCUGUCACAGACGGAUACACAAGUCAUCAGACACCCGAAUUCCUCCACGCCGCGGCAGUAAACACGCCGACACUAUCCCACCGGUCACCCGCGGGCGGCGAAAGUCCAACAGGGUCACCAUCGAACCUCGAAAUUCAUUCGUAAAACCAAUAUCGACAUCUUCUCGCAUACUUGCCUCCGGGUCGCCAGCAAUUUUUCGCUCGAUUCCUCCGCUGUAACUCCGUAAUACAAACCCAGAACCACACCCAUUUCACUCCAACAUGUUGUCGGUUCUUCCCAUGGGCCUUGCCCUCCUCGGUGCUUCUACCGUUCUCGCCCAGACGCCCCCCUCGUGCUCCCUCACCCAGAAGUGCCCCGAGAGCGCACCAUGCUGCUCCCAAUAUGGCCAAUGCGGUACUGGUGCCUUCUGCCUCGGCGGUUGUGAUCCCCGAAUGUCCUUUUCUCUCGACGCCUGCGUUCCCGCCCCCGUCUGCCAGGACAAGAAGAUGUCCAUGAACUCGCUAGACAAGAUCGUUGAUAUCAGCAAGUACUACGGUGACUCGAGCAAGGCCGACUGGGUUUCCCAAGGUGAGCCCGCGCUGUACAACAAGGAGGCCGUUCUCCUCACGAUGCCCGCUAAGAGCGUCGGAACUGUCCUUGCCUCUUCUACCUACCUAUGGUACGGUAGUGUCUCCGCAAAGAUCAGGACAUCGCGUGGUCCUGGUGUCGUGACAGCCUUCAUCUUGUACGGCGACGUGAAGGACGAGAUCGACUACGAAUGGGUCGGUGCCGACCUGGAGAUGUCUCAGACCAACUACUACUUCCAGGGUAUUCCCAAGUACGACCAGUCUGGCAACAUCUCCCUCUCUGACACGUUCAACAACUGGCACACAUACGAGAUUGAGUGGACUCCCGAUGAAAUCAAGUGGAUGGUAGACGGUCAGGUUGGCCGAACCAAGAAGCGCUCCGACACAUGGAACGCGACUGCCCAACAGUGGGACUUCCCUCAGACGCCCGCCCGUGUCCAGCUGUCCAUCUGGCCCGGUGGUGCCGACACCAACGCCAAGGGUACCAUCGACUGGGCCGGAGGCCCCAUCAACUGGGAGCACGAGGACAUCAAGAAGAACGGAUACUUCUAUGCCAUGGUCAAGGAUGUCGAGAUCAACUGCUACAAUGCCAAGAGCUCUCCCGGCACCAACAGCAAGAAGAGUUACUACUACAACAGCAUGAAGGCUACCAACGAUACUGUUGUGGACAGCGACAAGGACACCGUUCUGAAGAGCUUCCUUGGCACCGGUCUCGACAUGAACGCAGGUGCCUCAUCUGCUUCUGGCACCGGCACCGCGGCGCAGCCUACCGCAUCAGCAGCCACGAUUCCGGGUGGAAGCAGCUCUGGCACGGGCAAUGACCACAGCGACAGUGGUAGCAGCUCCUCCGGCUCCGGAUCUUCUGGCUCAGGCUCCGGUGAUUCAUCCGGCUCCGGUUCCGGCAGCAGCAGCGGUUGUGGCAACAGUGGCUUCUCGCAAGACUGCAACAGUGGCUCCAGUGGCAGCUCCGGGUCAACAAGUGAGGGCUUCCGCCGUGAAUCCUCAUUCGGUGCCAGCGCCUUUGCCGCGCUUGUGGCUGCCACUGCUCUCUUUUGGCUAUGAAGUAGAGACUAGAAGGUGGGCUUUGUCAAAAAAACGGUAUAAUGGAUAACGUGAUGCGCUUGCUUGGUUUCGAUUCGGGCUACUUGUAUGUAAUGAGAGCAUUCCUUUCUUU